AAAAAGAGUUUUUGUUUAUCAUUAUUAUUCAUGACCCACGAAAAUAAAGAAAAAGACCCCAUGAACGGGCUGUAGGCAGGCAGAGCUCAUGGAAAUGGGUUCGGGCUCUUUGACAGACUCAGGUGGUUCUUCCUCCAACUCCUCCACUGAGUCACUCAACGGCUUGAAAUUUGGUCAAAAAAUCUAUUUUGAGGAUACAUCAGCUGGUGGCACCGGUGGUGGUACAACCAUGGGGACUCCACCCAAGUCGGGUAUCGGGUCUUCAAGCUCAUCCGGGUCGGGUAAGAAGGCCAGGGGUGGAGUAGUGCAAGGUGGUCAGCCUCCAAGAUGUCAAGUAGAAGGUUGUAAAGUGGAUCUGACUGAUGCAAAAGCUUACUAUUCAAGGCAUAAGGUUUGUGGUAUGCACUCGAAGGCAGCUAAAGUCAUUGUUGCUGGUCUUGAGCAAAGAUUUUGCCAGCAAUGUAGCAGAUUUCAUCAGCUUCCCGAAUUUGACCAAAGGAAACGGAGUUGCCGUAGACGGUUAGCAGGUCACAAUGAGCGACGGAGGAAACCACCACCGGGAUCAUUAUUAUCCUCUCGUUAUAGCCGGCUUUCUUCAUCUAUUAUCGAAAGCAGCAGAGGUGGAAGCUUUAUCAUGGAUUUCACAUCCCAUCCAAGGCUUUCCAGAAGGGAUGUGUGGCCAACAUCAAGAUCAUCGGAACAUGUACCAGGAAAUCAAUACACUGGAACAGGAUGGUUGCAUCCACAUCCAUGGCAAAACAACUCAGAGAAUCCUCCACCUAACCUUUACAGGCAGGAAUUACCAGGGGGAACUGCUGUUCCUAGUGGCGGGAUUCCUCCGGGAGAAUGCUUCACGGGAGUUGUUGACUCAAACUGUGCUCUCUCUCUUCUGUCAAAUCAACCAUGGGGCUCCAGAAAUCAGGGAUUGACUCUUGGGUUAAAUGACAUGAUCAACUCCGAACUUUGUUCAAUGUCUCAACCAGCAAUGCCUCAUGGUGCAGUUACGAAUUCUUACUCAAAUGCCUCUUGGGGUUUCAAGGGCAACCACUCCUGUAGUCGCUCCCAGGAGAUGCUGCCUCAAAUCCCAGAGCCUAUUAACAGUCAAUUGACCGGGGGACUUCAGUUGUCUCACCAAAGCAGGGGGCAAUACAUGGAGCAUGAGCCAUCUAAUGCGGAUGACACCUCCAUGCAGCAUAUUCACCAAUCCUUCUAAGUCUGCUGUGAUAAUCAUUCCUGCAAAUAUUGGUCAGUUUUUGUGCCCAGUCUUACUUAGUGCGUGAUUUUUGGUGUUUCUGGCAUUAUCGUUUCUUUUUUGGGUUGGAGUUUGUUAAAAACCCAAACUACCCCUUCAUGUUGUGUGUGCCUAUGGUUAAAACAUGAUUAAUAGGUGAGAAAGUUUUAGCCUAUGAUGAACUGAAAGCUACCGUAUGUUUCAGUGACUAUUUCUCGAGAA
This is a messenger RNA of Gossypium raimondii (Peruvian cotton), 1453 nucleotides long. RefSeq names its product squamosa promoter-binding-like protein 9. NCBI's taxonomy places the organism in Eukaryota, Viridiplantae, Streptophyta, Magnoliopsida, Malvales, Malvaceae. Gene Ontology annotation, cellular component: nucleus. The record is from RefSeq and is a predicted model, not a curated record. The coding region runs from base 89 to 1213 and encodes 374 amino acids. Gene Ontology annotation, molecular function: DNA binding. The transcript is spliced from 3 exons.